This is a messenger RNA of Heterobilharzia americana, 1976 nucleotides long. The record is from the annotation of a GenBank genome assembly. NCBI's taxonomy places the organism in Eukaryota, Metazoa, Platyhelminthes, Trematoda, Strigeidida, Schistosomatidae.
GGCACUAGAUACCGCGGACAUUUUGUCAUGUCCUUAAGUGAUGAUGAUGCUCAAGAAGAACAGGUCCCAGAGGGCUUUGAGGAAGAAGAUUUCGAAAAAACAGAAGGUCUGAAUGAGAAGGAAGUCUCUAAACGCUCCCUGACCAAAGAAAUUAUUUCUGAAUGCAUAUCAAUGCCUUAUAGGCUUAGGUACGGUUUCUCGCACGCCUAUGUGAAACUCGACUGCUCAGACAAGUACUUACUAGAUGUGGAACUUUUGCGUGGUUUUAUUCAUCUACGAUUUAUCAUUUUGAGUAAUAAUUUCAUCGUGGACAUAUCACCACUUUCUGAAAUCCCAAAUCUUAUGUAUUUAAAAGCUGAUAAUAAUCAAAUCGCUUCAGUUGAUUCACUGAAAUCAUUACGUUAUCUUCAAUACUUGGAUCUUUCAAGUAAUAAACUCACUACUAUUAAUAAUCUAACAUUUCCGUAUUUACAACAUCUCAAGGUGAAUGACAAUGCAAUCGCUUCUUUGAAAUCGGAGAAUGAUAUAAAUCUUAGCUCAGAACAAUUUCCCACUUUACACACGCUUGAACUGCGCGGGAAUCGUUUAGUUACCUUAAAUGGGAUUGACGAAAUGAACAAGUUACAGACAUUAUACUGCGGAGAAAAUAUGUUAAGUAGGCUGGAGGGUAUUUCCGGACUAACUUCAUUGGUUCGAUUGCAUUUACGUGAUAAUCGUCUAUCGAAGUUAACUGGUUUCACUGAAGCUUUAACGUCAUUGGAAUAUAUAAACUUAAGAGGCAAUCAGAUUUCAAAAUUUUCUGAAGUUAAACAAUUAAGCUGCUUACCUUCACUGAAAUUUCUUUCACUGAUUGAUAAUCCAGUUACUGAGAAAGAUAAAUAUCGUCAAAUGGUAAUUGGACUGGUGAAUACAUUACAGCGACUAGAUAAGCAGGGUGUCCCAGAUUCACUUCGUAUUGUGGCUGUAGACUAUGUGAAAGAACAUGCUGAUAUUCUCGAACAGGAAGCUAAUGAACCUGAAAAGCCUGAAGAACAAACCCCUGAACGUAUUGAAGAAAGCAUAAGUGAAGGAAAGGAGGAAGAUGUGGAAGACGAGGAAGCAGAAGAGGAUGAGGGUAGAAAAGAUGAAGCAGAAGAACAAGAAGAGGAUGAAGCUGAAGAUGAGGUUGUUGCAUUUGUUCAAAAUCCCUACCGUUGUCACAAUCUCUAGUGUCACAAAGGUUCACCACCGUUUUGUUUGAUAAAUAAGUCAAGAAUUCAACCAAUAAUCCAACGAUACGCUACAUCACUUCAUAUUGAAUCCCUUUUCAAACAAAAUUGUCGUUUAGGUUAUACAUUUCAUGGUUUUCAAGUUGGUCACCGGAACGGAUUCCUAGAGAAGGAAAAUUCCGAAGAUUGAAUUCAUUAUACCUGAUAAGUGUGUGUGUGUGUGUCACAGUUUGGGGUGUGAAAGUCUGAGACACUAUGUGACCGUAAAAAUACUGUUAAUAGUAUAAACAGCAUGCUGUUUACCCACUGGCAUUUUUAGACUUCAUCAGUGUUUCGACUGGUGAUUAUUCAUCAUUACUAUCUUUAUUAAAGUAGUAUUCAAGCGUUUGUACGGCAUUCAGCAGCGGUUGGAAGUAACGUCCAGAGGAUGCCUUUCUUCUUCUGUGGAACACAGAAAUGUAAGACACUCAUGUUUUAUUGUCCGUUGAGAAGCAGUUUCAGCAAUAACAAUCGAAGACUUCAGCCAAUAGAAGCAUUUGAAGAACAGUACCACUCAUCGCACUACCAGUAUAUUCAAAUAAAAGGUUUUGAGUAAGAUGAAACAUAAAUCGGAGAUUCCCCACCCUAAAGUAUUUCUUUAUUAACACUUUGUUGCUGUUUGUAAGAACAUGUGUACUAAACUGAGUAUUGUGUUUUCGCUUAUGCAUAACUUCCAGUCAUCGCCAUUUUGUGUAUAUUCCUGUGUCUGCAUGAAUCACUUGAAUUAAA